Pollicipes pollicipes is the source of this 732-nucleotide messenger RNA. Its product is annotated as transmembrane protein 53-like. The transcript is spliced from 5 exons. The annotation marks the transcript as partial. The record is from RefSeq and is a predicted model, not a curated record. NCBI's taxonomy places the organism in Eukaryota, Metazoa, Arthropoda, Thecostraca, Pollicipedomorpha, Pollicipedidae.
AGGGAGCCAGUUGUAUUCCUGUUUGGCUGGGCAGGUUGCAAUGACAGGCAUCUGUCCAAGUAUGCAGAAAUGUACAAGGAUUUGGGCACCGACGAUGUGCCACCAUCCCGCUACAUCAGCCCAGUCAACUACAUCUUCUUCACACCGCGCGAGCUGCUGGGCGUGGCUGACCAGCUGAUCGACCUGGUGACGGACCUGACACUGGAGGUGCACCCGGUGCUGUUCCACUGCUUCAGCAAUGGCGGCGCACUGGUGUACCGCUGCCUGACGCGGCGUCUGCGUGAGCGCCGGCUGCCACUGGACGUGCGCGGCGCCGUGUUCGACAGCGGCCCGCUGCGACCGCGGUUGGCCAGCGGCUGGCGAGCCCUCCAGCUCUGCUCCGCAGGCCAGCAGCGCUGGUACCGCUGGCUGCUGGGCGUGCUGUUCAUCCUGCUGAUUGUCUGCCGCUUCGUCUGGGAACGGACGCUGGGCUCGCGCGAGGACUCACUGCACCCCUGGAGUCUGACGGAGAGUCCCGAGCGCUGGCCGCAGAUGUUCCUCUACUCCAGCGCCGAUACGAUCACUCCGGCCAAGGACGUGGAGCAGUUCAUGGCGGCGCGCCGUGCCCGCGGCGUCGACGUUACAGGCCACGUGUUCGCCGACUCGGCGCACCCUGACUCGCGGAGAACCUCCGAACAUCACCGCAUCCCCCAGACGUCGACUAGGCCGCAGGCCGGCACAGGGCCGCAGUGA